AAUUCAUUCAAUACCACCCCCAUCUCCUCUCUCUCUCUCUCUCUCUUUCUCGUAUAUCAACAACUCAACACCAUUAUCGUCAGAAUCAGCAACGCCUUGAGUUCUUUGAUUAAAAAAAAAAAAAAAGUUAAAAUGGACACUUUCUACAUAUCGCAUGGAGCGCCGACGCUGUCGUUUGACGAUUCGAUACCGGCAAGGCCAUUCUUGAAAGCAUGGCAGGAGAAAGGUCUCUGCCCGAGGCCCAAAGCCAUUCUCGUCGUUUCCGGACACUGGGACACGUCCGUCCCCGCCGUCAACGUCAUUAACGGCCGCAACGACACCAUCCAUGAUUUCUAUGGCUUCCCUAAACACAUGUACAAGAUAAAGUACCCUGCACCGGGAGCUCCAGAGUUGGCAAAGAGGGUGAAGGAACUGCUGAUGGCAUCAGGGUUCAAGCGUGUUGACGAAGAUAAAAAACGAGGGCUUGACCAUGGUGCAUGGGUCCCCCUGAUGCUGAUGUAUCCAGAGGCAGAUAUCCCAGUUUGUCAACUCUCUCUUCAGUCAGAUAGGGAUGCUACUUAUCACUACAACAUGGGCAGGGCAUUGGCUCCUCUUAAGGAUGAAGGUGUUCUUGUCAUAGGUUCUGGUAGUACUACUCAUAACUUGAGGAUCAUUUUGCCCCCAGGCAGCUCCGUUCCUUCCUGGGCUUCCGAUUUUGAUACCUGGCUUAAAGAUGCUCUUCUUCAAGGAAGAUUUGAAGAUGUGAAUCAUUGGGAUGAGAAGGCACCCAGUGCAAAAAUGGCUCACCCUUGGCCAGAUCACUUUUAUCCAUUGCAUUUUGCCAUGGGUGCUGCUGGUGAAAACACAAAGGCAAAACUCAUGCACCAUAGCUGGGACAUGGGUACUCUUUCCUAUGCCUCUUACCAGUUCACGACAGCUACCAGCUGAAAAUCGAUCUCCAUCCAAAAGUUGUGCUGCUAUAUGGUAUCUAUGCUGUCUCAUUAUAUUUAGAUACAUCUGCUGUUAUGUCAUCUUCAAAUAAGAUUGGAUGCAAACUGGAAGUUGUUGUGGACAUGUAAAUUGGCUACUUUUCCUUUGAUUGUAAAAUAUGGUCUGUGUUAUAAGUACCUUGUAAGUUAUGUAUCUUUGUGUUACGAGAGUCAUACACCGGCAAGGGGAAGUAAGAUGCAGUCAUGCAGUGGAAGGACUCCUAGAAUAAGAGGGUAUCUCCUCAGAGAAUUCUAGUAUAAGAGGAAUAUCUCCUCAGUAGUUGGUAGUAGUAAUAGUUAUCAAUAUCUGUGGGAGAAAUCUAAUGUAAUUCAUCUACUAUGUUCUCAUCAAGAGUGUCUUGUAAUGCUUAUUUAAGCAGGGGAUUAAUGAAUAAUAUUAUCAAGUAUCAGUAUUUUAACUA
Molecule: messenger RNA, 1390 nt
Organism: Corylus avellana
Lineage: Eukaryota; Viridiplantae; Streptophyta; Magnoliopsida; Fagales; Betulaceae
Gene: LIGB
Product: catalytic LigB subunit of aromatic ring-opening dioxygenase family
Molecular function (GO): dioxygenase activity; ferrous iron binding; zinc ion binding
Source: RefSeq, a predicted model, not a curated record